Molecule: messenger RNA, 3567 nt
Organism: Capsicum annuum
Lineage: Eukaryota; Viridiplantae; Streptophyta; Magnoliopsida; Solanales; Solanaceae
Product: transcription factor GTE10
Exons: 10
Coding region: 815-3151 (778 amino acids)
Molecular function (GO): protein binding
Source: RefSeq, a predicted model, not a curated record
ACAAACACAAAUCUCUCGUAAGUGCUUUCUCUCUCGUUCUCUCUCUAGAUUUUUUUUUUGGAUGUCUGUGCUUCUCUCUCUAGCUUUUUUCUGAUUUCAAACAAAUCUUGUUUUCUUUAUAUAUAAUUUAUUUUUAUUUUUAUAAAUUAAUUAUAUCACUCUCUUAUUGGCGGUGAAGAGGGGUAGGGUUUCUUGAUUUGGGGGUUGGGGGUGGUGGGUCUGACCCGAACCGAUAAGAUCUCAAUCCAGCCUAUUUGGGUUUUCUGGAUUCUUGAAUUUGAAUUUUAAUUCAACCAUUUUAGGGAUUUUAUUAUAAAGGUAGAAUCUUUUUCAUUUUCUUUUAAUCUAGGGUUUGUUUGGAAUUAAGGGGAUUUGAUUCGAGGUUAAAGAUAGGAUCUUUUCUUUUGUUUGUGAAUUAGGAGGAUUUGAUUUGAGGUUAUAGAUAGCAUUUUUUUUUUCAAUUUCGGGUUUGUUUUGGAAUGAAGGGGAUUUGAUUUGCGAUUAGGGUUUCAAUAAAUCUGUUAUUCUUUUGCUUCUUUACCCAAUUCAUUGAAAUCAUAAUCAAGAAUAAAGCAGAGGUUUUUUUUAUUUGAGUUGCUGAAUUAUCCUGAGGUAUUGAAAGGCAAAUCUUGAUAUAUUGAACGAAGAGGGAAACAACGAAUUGAUUGAACUCUGCAUUGGGGGAAGUGUUGUGAUAUACCAGUGUUAUUGAUAUCUUUGAUAGUUGUUGACGUAGCAAGUUCUGAGUGUAAUUAGAGUGGAUCAAAUGUUGAGAAGAUAUAUUUGAUAUGGUCAGAAUUGGGAAGAUAUUCACAUGGCACCUACUGUUCCAAUAGAUUACAUUGGACAGAGAGAAUCCAAGAAGUUCUUUAAAAAGCAUUCAGGUGAUACGAUGGGAAAAUCACGCAAGGGUUUUAAAGGUUACUUGCCUGGGAUUGUGCCUGAUUUUCGUAAUGCCGUUGAGACAAUGGCGGAAUCGGAGGGUUUUGGGAGCUCAGGACGGGUUGAUACUGAAAGGACUGCUUCAGAGGAUUCUUGUGCACCUAAAAGGAAAUCCAUUUGUUUGAAUGCUGAUGAUCGAUUUGGUGUACCCAUUCAAGCAAUGUCGUUGUCCAAGAUGUCACGCUCAGAGAGAAAAGGGUUGGGAAUUAGGUUGAGGAAUGAACUUGAACAAGUCAGGGCAUUGCAGAAGAAAAUUGCUUCUGUUGGCUCUAAUAGUGGUGUUCUUUCACCUGCUAGCGAUAUUCAAAAUUGCACCAAUGGGCAGAGGAGAUCAGGGUCUGAGAUAUCUCAGCGGUAUAUGGCUGAAGCAGUGGUGCCUCCCGGGAAGAAAAAGGCUGCACCAGGAAGAAAUGGACCUCUUACUAAAGGAGCCGGGGCUAAGCGGCCUAAGCCAAUGCAACGGGCCGUCCACUCAGAUACAAAUAUUGUCAUGUUGAUGAAACAGUGCGAGGCACUGCUAAACAGAUUGAUGUCACAUCAGCAUGGUUGGGUCUUCAAUAAUCCAGUUGAUGUCGUCAAGUUAAAAAUCCCUGACUACUUCACUGUUAUUAAGCAACCAAUGGACCUAGGGACCAUCAGAUCAAAGUUACAUUCAGGAGAGUAUUUGAGCCCUUUGCAGUUUGCUGCCGACGUGAGGCUCACUUUUACUAAUGCAAUGACAUACAAUCCCCCAGGAAAUGAUGUUCAUAUCAUGGCUCAAACACUUGGUAAAUUUUUCGAGGUUAGAUGGAAACCAAUUGAAAAAAAGAUACCCGUUAUUGAAGAGGAACCUUUACCUUCCAAGUCGAGUGUUAUCAUAGAAACUGAAAUUGAUACUCCUCAAGCAAUGCCGCCUUCAAAGAAGAAGAAAACUGCUCCACCGGAGAAAAAGGUUAAACCAGAACCUGUAAAGCGAGUCAUGAGUGAUGUUGAAAAACAUAAACUCACUGCUGAGCUUGAAGGUUUGAUUGCUGAAUUACCUGAAAAUAUAGUUGAUUUCUUGAAAGAGAAAAGCUCCAAUGGAAGUCAAGUUAUUGACGAUGAGAUUGAGAUUGAUCUUGAUGCUCUUCAUGACGAUGUUUUGUACGAGCUACGAAAGCUUUUGGAUGAUUAUCUACUGGAAAAACAGAAAAAUCAGGCAAUAGGUGAACCCUGUGAGAUGGAGCUUCACAAUGAGUCUGGAUUUAGUAAUUCAUCCCUGCAACCUUGCAAAGGAAAUGAUCCGGCAGACGAGGAAGUGGAUAUCGGUGGGAAUGAUCCACCUGUUUCAAGCUUCCCUCCUGUGGAGAUUGAGAAGGAUAGAGCUCGCAGGAGCAAUAAUAAUUGCAGUAGUUCAAGUAGUUCGAGUAGUGAUUCUGGCUCUUCAUCUAGUGACUCCGGAAGCUCAUCUGGUGCUGAAUCAGAUGCUGAUAAAGAUUCAGUUGCCUUAAAUGUUCAGAAGGCAACAGCGGCACCUGGGGGACGAUUGGAGCAAAAAGAUGAGCUUGAUCUUCCAGAAACUACAGAUACGUUGGCUGGCCAAACAGUGCCAACUUCUCAGGAGAAGUCCAAAUUUGCUGAGCCUAAUGAUCAUCAAGAGGAGGAGAGUGCUGAACCUGAGAGGCAAGUCUCUCCUGAGAAGCUUUACCGUGCAGCUUUGUUAAGAGGUCGCUUUGCGGAUAUCAUACUAAAAGCUCAGGAGAAGAGCAUUGAAAAGGGUGAAGUGCGGGACCCCGAAAAGCUAAAGCUUGAGAGAGAGGAGUUUGAAAGGCGAAGGCGUGAAGAGAAAGCUCGCUUGCAAGCCGAAGCUAAGGCUGCCGAGGAGGCUCGUAGGAGAGCUGAGGCAGAAGCUGCUGCAGAAGCUAAAAGGAAACGAGAACUUGAAAGAGAAGCUGCCCGUCAGGCACUCCAGAAGAUGGAGAAGACUGUUGAAAUCAAUGAGAACAGUCGGUUUAUGGAAGAUCUUGAACUGUUUAGAGCUGCUCCGGAUGAACAGCUCGAGAGCUUCAUCGAGGAGGCUAGUCCUGGUCAUUCUGAGAAUGUCCUUGGGAGUUUCAAAUUUAAGGCAAGUAGUAAUCCGUUGGAGCAACUCGGAUUAUAUAUGAAGGAAGAAGAGGAGGAGGAGGAAGAAGCUGAACCACAGAGCAUCCCCAACACAUCAAAUGAUCCCGAGGAAGGAGAGAUUGAUUGAUCUCUCUCUACUUUGGCCUAUUUGAUAAGUUGGAGGAGGUGAUUUUCUUCUGAAUCCUUGCAUGAUGGUUUAAGUUAACGGCCAUCUUGUCAUCCCAUGGCGGACUGGCCAAAAAAAGAAACAUGAGUGAAGUCAUGACCUUUUUAAUGGCUUUGGGAGUGUCUCGGCUCGGAUGCUGCUUCAGAAGACGGGUCUGGCCAACAUAGCCAGCCAUCUUAUAUUUUGUAUUCCAGAUUCUUUUGUAUAAGUUGGUAUGACGUAAGUUGGGUUACCUGUCAAGUGGAAUGUGGGAGACAGUUUUGUUACAUAGUUUUAGUACUAGAUUGCUACUGUGUUGUAGUAAAAGGAAAAAUUGUUGCUAAUUUUAGUACUAGAUUGCUCCUGUGUUGUAGUAAAAGGAAAAAUUGUUGCUAAAA